AUGUGUGCAGCUAGAAUACCAAUACCAACAGACUACUCUAAGCUAAUGAUAGCAGCAACCUGCCACUUGGGCGGACAGAGCUUGAACCACAAAAUGUCAGAAUAUGCAUUUGGCCGCAGAACAGACAAAGUGUUCGUCUUUGAUCUGCAGAAGACUUGGGACAAACUCGUGCUUGCUGCGCAGAUAAUAGUGAGCUACAAAAACAGAAAAGACAUUGUAGUUGUAAGCAGCAAGAAGUUCGGAUACAAGCCCGCAGGAAUCUUCGCCAGAGCAGUUGGCGCCACGCACAUUACAACAAACUUUGUGCCAGGAACAUUCACCAACAAGUCUUCAACAAAGGGAAUCACUGAGCCCAGGCUAAUUAUCACAGUUGAUCCAUUCACCGACAAACAGACAAUCUGCGAGGCAUCGUACAUCAACGUUCCAUGCAUUUCCCUGGCCAACACGGAUAACGACAUUGAGCUGAUCGACUGCAUCAUUCCAUGCAACAACAGAUCCGCAACAUCAAUAGGAGCAAUUUUCUUCAUUCUUGGGCAGCUUGUGCAGUACAUGCAGGGAGACAUCAACCUGGACGAGGAGAUCCGCCUUCUUGCAGACUCAUACUUCUACAGAGACCCUGCAGAGAUAGAAGCAGGCAUUGCAGAGAAAGAGAAGAUGAAAGAGGAAGAGAGAGACAGCGAAGAAGACUGGGAAGAAGAGAAGGCGUCCGCAGAGGAAGAACCCGCCCAGGAGUAA
Nematocida minor is the source of this 735-nucleotide messenger RNA. RefSeq names its product small subunit ribosomal protein SAe. Gene Ontology annotation, cellular component: cytosolic small ribosomal subunit; 90S preribosome; ribosome. Gene Ontology annotation, biological process: ribosomal small subunit assembly; cytoplasmic translation. The coding region runs from base 1 to 735 and encodes 244 amino acids. The transcript has a single exon. The record is from RefSeq and is a predicted model, not a curated record. Lineage: Eukaryota; Fungi; Microsporidia. Gene Ontology annotation, molecular function: structural constituent of ribosome.